Nematolebias whitei (Rio pearlfish) is the source of this 2407-nucleotide messenger RNA. RefSeq names its product zinc finger protein 512 (gene znf512). The transcript has 13 exons. The record is from RefSeq and is a predicted model, not a curated record. Gene Ontology annotation, molecular function: zinc ion binding. Lineage: Eukaryota; Metazoa; Chordata; Actinopteri; Cyprinodontiformes; Rivulidae. The coding region runs from base 14 to 2407 and encodes 797 amino acids.
AAACGCUGUGAAGAUGAAACGGAACUUCAGCAGAAAACGGUACGAGGACCUCCAGAAUGUUUCCAUGGGAACCGUAGAUUACCCCACCGCCAGCUGUUCUGUGAUGUCAUCAGGUGGGCUGGCCAAUGGAUUGGAUCCUUGUUCCAUGGCUCCGCCCACCCCGAGGCUUCCUCCACGACUGGUGACAAAGGGUAGUUGGUCUGAAAGCCCAGAGGCGAGCAGGGACCAGUCCCAGCCCGAGGACCGGAGCUGGAACUCCAGCAGGGACGGAGGCCCCGAAGCCUGGACUCCAGGCAGAAACCGAUCCCCAGACCAGAUCUGGAGCUCUGUUGGAGACAGAGCGGGACACUCCAGUCAGGAGCAGACAUGGACGCCAGGCAGGGACAGAGCCCAUCCUGGACCGGAUCAGGCCUGGAUGAUGAGCCAGGAGCACGUUUCUGUUCAGGGCUGGGCAGCAGGUCCAGAUCAGGUCCAGGGUCAGGCCUGGAAUGGAGGAAGAGAUUCAGGAAAAGAUCGGACCACUUCAGGGCCAGAACAGGGGUGGGGAACCGGCCAAAGUCGAGAACAAACCUGGAACAACUCCGCCAGGGACCGAGAAAACAUCUGGAGACCCGACUUGAACAUGAAGAAGGUGCAAAGAGCUGAAGUGGAGCAGAACCCUGCUGCUCAUAACUUCCCUCCUCCACCAGCAGAGGGCAGAGUGUCCUGUUCAGGUGCAGCGGGUGUCUGUACGUCCUCGACGGCUCCGCUUGGUGAAGAUCAGAAACCUGUGAUUCUACCCAUCAAGAAGGAACCUCCUGCGUACCCUCCAGGAAGUCAAGAGGAGCACUGGCAGCUUCAGAUUGUGGCCAAAGGGAGAGUGACGUGUCCGAAAUGUAAAAGUGUGAGCAGGAAGACGGUGGAAGGGUUGAAGAAGCACAUGGAGAACUGCAGACUGCAACCCUUCACCUGUCAGCACUGUGGGAAACAACUGAAGUCCUCCACAGGGAUGAAGUAUCACAUCAUGGCUGACCACAGCCACUUGCCAUCAACAGACGACGCCAAGGACCUCAGCGAUCGCACCAUCAAAGACAAACUACGUAAAAUCCUGAAGAGACUCGGCAAAUUGAAAUGCUCGAAAGAGGGCUGCAGCGCUGCCUUCACCAGCAUCAUGGGCUACGUGUAUCACAUGAAGAAGUGCGGGAAAGAGCAGUCGGAGUUGGAGAAGAUGCUUCUGAAUUGCUCUCACUGUGGGAAAACGUACAAAUCCAAGGCUGGACUGGAGUACCACCUGAAAUCAGAGCACGCUCCUACACCCCAGAAGGCUGAGGAGGAUGAGGACCUGAAGGCUCAGAGGGAGGCCAACCCAGAGAGGACGGCCAGCGGGAGAGUGCAGCGAGCCUCGGCCCAGGUGGCCAACUUCCACCUGGCUGAGAUCGCCAACAACGAUCUGCCCAAAGACUGGCCCAAGAGGAAGUUCCAGUCAGACCUGGUUCCUGAUGACAAAAAGCUGAAAUACACCCGCCCAGGUCUGCCCGCCUUCAGCCAAGAGGUGCUGAGGAAAUGGAAGAAUGAGGUGAAGCUGCAGAGGAAAGUCCAGUGUCCAAACCAGGGCUGUGGCUGCACCUACACCAGUGUGUCAGGGCUGAAAGCUCACCUGGGACUCUGCACAAAGGGCGAGUUUGAGGCUGGAAAAUACCGAUGUCUGAUCUGCAACAAGGAGUUCAACUCUGAAAGUGGAGUAAAAUACCACAUCAACUCAGUCCACUCACAGGACUGGUUUGUCACAAACAAGAAAGCCUCCAAGAAGUUUGAAAAGUUCCUCAAAAACCAGCCGAGGAAGACUCUCCCCAACGCAGACAAGCAGAUGGUUGAUCACCACCACCACCAUCAUGUGCACCGCCCACAGCAGCAGCACUAUCACCCCCACCACCAGCAGCAGCUCCUGCCCCCGCCCUUGCAGCACCCUCUGCAGCCCUUACACCACCUCCAGCACCAAGCCCAGUUCCUCCACCCGGAGCGACAGAACCUUCAACCACAACUUGACUCCCAGCUUCAGCAGCCCGUGCUCCACUACACCUCGCUGGAACCUCCUCCCGGGCCGAUCUGGAUGGACUUGGACUGCAAGGAGGCAGUACCUGGACCAGAACAGACCCAAAUCCACCUGCAGAUGGUUGACGUGGACAAGCCUGAAGGAAACGGUGAUGGAAUGGUGGAAGUUAAAAGGAGAUAUAAAGAAGAAGAAGGGUGGGAGGGUGGUGUGGCGGACGUGAAGCGGGGGGACUGCUUUGCGUUCAGCGGCAGUGGGAGCAGCAGCUCGUCGUGCGAAUCUGAGGUGGAGCAGAGACAUGUGGACCAGUGGAGCCUGAAGCGGCCCGGCGUCGUGGAGCCGCACUCCGAGGGGGGGAAACGACAGAGAAAUGCUUAA